Messenger RNA from Micropterus salmoides (largemouth bass), 2593 nucleotides. RefSeq names its product natural killer cells antigen CD94. The coding region runs from base 113 to 1045 and encodes 310 amino acids. The record is from RefSeq and is a predicted model, not a curated record. Lineage: Eukaryota; Metazoa; Chordata; Actinopteri; Centrarchiformes; Centrarchidae. The transcript has 8 exons.
UGAUGAGUUCUGUUUGUUCUGUCACACCUUUCACGCAACGGCACCAGUGUAUGUUAUAGCCCGCACUCAUUUUCUGCACUGAAUCAAGUACUGCAAUGUAUGUCUUUUAAGGAUGGAGGAAGAAAUCAAUUAUUCUACAGUGUUGUUUAAAAAUGGUGGUCCAGCUCCAAAGGAGAAAAAAGAGGACCUCGCAAUUUAUUCUGAAGUAAAACAUAAAGGUCCUGCUAAUACUGUACCAGAGAAAAAAGAGGACCUAGCAAUUGAUUCCGAAGUAAAACCUAAAGGUCCUGCUGCUCCUGUACCAGCUUUCACAUUUCAAGCAGAUGGUGAAGCACCUGCAAACCAUCACUUUCGUAUGUUGGCUGUGUGUGUGGGGAUACUCUGCGUACUCCUGGUGGCGAGCAUAAGUAGCAUCAUCUACAUCAGUGUGGUAAUGACCGAACAGAAAGCAAACUUAAUGGCCCUCACAGCAGCGAAUCAGCAGCUGCUCACUGAGAGGAACAUCUUAGGCAGAGAGGCAGAGGAGCUGAGCAAAGUCACAGACAAUCUCAACUGGACAUUGAGAGUCAUCCUGAAAUUCAGCAACUUUCCAGUAAAUGAAUACUGCCCAGAAAAGAAGUGUCAGCCAUGUAAGAACAACUGGAUUAUGUUCCAGGGAAAGUGCUACCUGUUUUACAAUGAAGACGCUCCUUGGAAGACAUGGGGACAAAGCCGAACGUAUUGCCAACAAACAGCAGCAGCAGCAGCAGAUCUUGUUGUAGUUGAUAGUCUACAAGAACAGGAAUUCAUCAAUAAUCACACCAAAUACUACUAUGAUAAAUACCAUGGAUACUGGAUCGGAUUAAAUGAAACAAACAAAAACUGGCUCUGGGUUGAUGGACGAAAUGACACUCUAAGGUACUGGAUUAAAGAGGACCUUGGUACACUUGGUCCAUGUGCACUGAUGAUCCCGUGGAAGAAUGCUACAGACAGCUGGGACCCAGCAGACUGUGAAAUGAAUAACAAAUUCAUCUGUGAGAGUGAAGUUCUGAUAAAGUCUAAUUAGUUAGCGCUUAUGCUGCAUGCAAAACUGCAUUUCCAAAACUGUCACUAAUUUUGGAAAAUUCAAACAAAUAUAUAACAAUAAUAUGAGGAAUGUUUCUGAAAUAGAUUUAGGACAAAUUAAUUUGUAAGUGUUUUGUCUACUUGUAAUAUUGUUUAAAAAGUUGUAUGAAUAUGUAUUUUAUUAGCUACUUUCAUGUGUUGUUUUGAACAGAUGUCUAGUAUCUAGUAUCAAGAAAUGAUGACAAAACAAUUUCUUCCACAUCUGUUUGUAUUCACACUCACUGGAGCAGAUUUCCAUUGGAGAUUAGGAUUCUCAAUAUAAACGAAAAGCCCAGCUACCUCCGAUUUGUAAUCAUCUUUGAAUUAUGGCUAGAUAUCAGCGACCUUUGCUGGCGAGAUACUGUACAAUGUACAUCCACAAUAUCAAUAUUUAUUCAAGGUAGUACGAUUGAAUACAAGUCAGUGGAAAAUGUACUCACUGCUCACUCUUUCUUAUGAUCAUCCAAAAUUCAAAAUCCUUUUUGCAAGCAAGUACAUUUACACCAAAUAUUUACAAACUUAUGCAACAAAGUUCUGUUCCUGUGGCAAGUUGCUGUACGCAAGUCCAGAAGUCCCUGCUGUUACAUAAUGACCAAUGUGUCUGAAUGUGUUGUGCAAAAAAAGACAAAAAAGGUCAUGGACCUGGGCUCUUACACUCCUUGACAUUUACUUUUGGCCUAUACUCAAUCAUAAUCACAUUUUAUAUUGUUUUAUAUUAUUAUAUCCUGUAUUUCACUAUUUCUUUGUUUUUAUUGCUAUUACUUGUCAUUACUAUUUUACCUUUCUUAUUAUAAUUUAGAUCAUUAUUCUACUUUUCAUUAUUUUUGUCCCGUCUUCUUUGUUUUGUAUAAACACUAAGCUGCAUUUAUGUCAUAAAUUGUGCUAUAUAAAAACCAAUUAUUUUCAUUACUUUUGUGAGUCAUGAAGAUGGUGGUAUUAUAUGAAAAUGAAUCCGGUGUAUACCUUUUCUGUUACAUUUUCACUCUUCUUGGGAGUACACCAGUCUUUGUUGCACUUUAGCUUAAAAUUAUUAUGGAACAAAACAUGCUGUUAUGAGGUAAUUCACCUCCAGGUUCAUUGCUUGCAUCGAAUACAUCAGUUGAGUCAAUCUGUUGUAAAGUAUUGAGACAAACUGUUAGCAGAGUUUGACCUUCCCGUCACAAACUUUCUCCAUUUCUGUGAUUUAUGUAAUCUGUUGCAACUGAGGUUAUAGAAAGUUCAGUUAUUAGUUGUGAAAAAACAAAGAAAAAAAUAAAUAAGCAUCUGAAGUACUCAUCUCUAAUUUAAAUGAGGAGCAUUAACAAUGUCAGCUUUUUAAAUUAUUUAUUCAAGGAGGUUGCUCAGAAAUGUUCUUCACGAUCUAUCUAUAAAAUGUAAAGUCUGUACAUCUGAAAGAAUUACAAGUGCAGUUUGAUGUGUCACGUCAUUUAAUUUGUAUAUAAAGUUCAGAAUCUCAUGUGCUCUUCCAUGUUUUACCUCCUUUGAAUAAAAUAAUGACCCUUGUCAAACA